Molecule: messenger RNA, 2214 nt
Organism: Oikopleura dioica
Lineage: Eukaryota; Metazoa; Chordata; Appendicularia; Copelata; Oikopleuridae
Source: the annotation of a GenBank genome assembly
AUGGAGUUUGAUAAUGGACUUGACGCACUUUUACAGAAAUCAGAGGAGCUAACUGCCAAUUUAAAUGACGGAACAGAUUUACCUCGAGUCCGGCGGAAUCUCGGACAGAUUCUCGACGCUGGAAAACGCCUUUGGUCGAAAACUGCUGCCCACGGAACAGACGCUCAACAAGUCAAAGCUGCCCUCUUUCUCGGUCAAAAAGGCCUGGAAAUCGCCGACGUUCCAGAUCGAUUGAAAAACCUUGCCACAACGCGAAAUUUGGAGCCAUUAAACCCUGUUGUCCAUACAGAUAUUGAAGGGUUCCUGAGGAACGAGCACGAAAACGCGAUCUUAUCAGUAAUCGAAGAGCAAAAACAAAAAACUUUCGAAGAAGUAACCAACCGCCACUGGGAAACGAGAUUAGCAGAGUGGGACACGGAAAAAGGAAGAAUUCUCAAUGCAUUGCUCGGCUCAGAUGACAGUCUUAACAUUUCAAUUUUGCCCUCGAAAAAGUCGAAAUUGCGAGAUGAUACGAAGGUCAUUGCUGGAAAGAGAUCGUUGUUGGAUGAUAAUGAAAUGCUCUACGCACAGCAGAUUCACCGAUACAAUGAAAUGGUCGUUCAGGGUAUCAAACCAGAUUCGCUCAUCAAAUUCUGCCAAUCUGCUGUUGAGCGCAUGAACUCACAAUCUUUGGUCGCAAUUUGGAACAUGAUUUGGGAGCUCGUCGGGCACAUCCGAGUCCCAUCUGGAAAAACGCCAGCUCAGCUCCGAACUGAUACUGAAAUUCAAAUGGCUCUCAUCAACGCGUCUCGAGCGCACUUGGAAAACGAGUACUUCAAUUUUAUUCAAGAGACAGUGAAUAGCAAUCUGAGAGAUGCAAACAGAGGCGCCAUGCCGGGAACCGAGCAGCUUAUCAGAAGUUUCCUGCAAGUUAGAAAAUACAACUACCAAGCAACAGAAGAUGGAGAUGUCUGGGCUAUGAUUUAUUAUUGCUUGCGAUGCGGCCAAACCAGGACUGCCGUCGAGAUCGCCCGAAAAAGCUCCCAGAUCGUCGGCGAAUUUCUUCCAAGCCUCGUCGAUUGGGUAGAAUCACCAGACAGACUUCUAGGACCCAACCAAGAAUCGAAGAUCAAGAUCCAAUUCCGACGCUCAGUGCGCGCGUGUACCGAUCCAUUCAAGCGGGCAGUCUUUUGCAUUGUCGGAAAGUGCGACACGGAUAUUCACGAGGAUGUGAUUCAGAAGACGGAUGAUUACUUGUGGAUGAAGCUCUCACAAGUUGUUGUCGGAAAGACCGGAGACGGAUACGAAUCAAUCGAAAAAUUCCAGCGGGAUAUUCUCGAGGAAUACGGCGAGGCUCAUUUCCAAGCUGAUCAGUCUCCACUUUUAUACUUCAACGUCCUUGUUUUGACGGGCCAAUUUGAGGCUGCAAUUGAAUUCCUUGCCAGACUCAACCUUGCAACACUCGUCAUGACCUUCACCCGCAAGUUCGAGUCCACCGAUCCACAGGAAGCCCUCCAAUACUUCUAUUUCCUUCGCGAUAUCCGUCUACCAGGUGCGAGCGACAGUCUUUUCAUUUCCUGCGUUUCGGGCUUGGUCCGAGAAUCGAGAGAGUUUGGUACGCUGCUCGGACGAAUUGAUCCGCAAACGGGACAGAAGAAAUCUGGUGCUAUUGAUAAGUUCCACGCCGAUACGAAAAAACUGAUCGAACGCGUCGCCCGAGACUGUGAAGAACGCGGGCUCUUCGAAGACGCAGUUGGCCUCUACGACCUGGGUGGCUUCCACGAUAAAGUGGUUGAUCUCCUGUCUGAACUGAUAUCGCAAGUCCUGGCCGAUGCCGAUAAGCCUCAAUCAGACAGAAAUAGACUCAAAAUCCAGGCGCAAGAAAUUGCCCAGCGAUACAGAAAUCAAAAUGUGGAGAUUCAGCGGCAAUCUGCGGAUACGUUCCAUCUUCUUUUGGAUCUUAUGACUUACUUCGACGCCUACCACGGAAAGCAGCUUGACUUUGCUCUAGACACAAUCCGUCAGUUAGACUUGCUCCCCCUCGACGGAAUGAAUCAAUCACGUGAUCAAAUCCAAUCCAAGCCGCAGUUCGGUGAUCAGAGUGCGCACCUGUCUCAGUUGGCGGAGAUCAAGAGCCUGGCGAAGGCGCUGAUUAUGUUCGCCGGAAUGGUGCCGUAUCGACUGCCCGGCGACACCAACAUGCGCCUCGUUCAAGCAGAAGUCAAGAUGAACUAA